This is a messenger RNA of Gracilinanus agilis (Agile Gracile Mouse Opossum), 1408 nucleotides long. RefSeq names its product septin 7 (gene SEPTIN7). The transcript is spliced from 14 exons. Gene Ontology annotation, molecular function: molecular adaptor activity; GTPase activity; GTP binding. The record is from RefSeq and is a predicted model, not a curated record. Gene Ontology annotation, biological process: cilium assembly; cytoskeleton-dependent cytokinesis. Gene Ontology annotation, cellular component: septin ring; cell division site; microtubule cytoskeleton. The coding region runs from base 1 to 1320 and encodes 439 amino acids. Lineage: Eukaryota; Metazoa; Chordata; Mammalia; Didelphimorphia; Didelphidae.
AUGUCGGUCAGUGAGCGAGCGGCUGAGGAGAGGAGCGGCGGCGGCUGCGGCGGCGGCGGCGCCAUGGUGGCGCAACAGAAGAACCUUGAAGGCUAUGUGGGAUUUGCGAAUCUCCCAAAUCAAGUCUACCGAAAAUCUGUGAAGAGAGGAUUUGAAUUCACGCUUAUGGUAGUAGGAGAAUCUGGAUUGGGGAAGUCAACAUUAAUCAACUCAUUAUUCCUAACAGACUUGUAUUCUUCAGAGUAUCCAGGGCCUUCACAUAGAAUUAAAAAGACCGUACAGGUGGAACAAGCAAAAGUUUUAAUCAAAGAAGGUGGUGUGCAGCUGCUGCUCACAAUAGUGGAUACGCCUGGAUUCGGGGAUGCAGUGGACAAUAGUAAUUGUUGGCAGCCUGUAAUCGACUACAUUGACAGUAAAUUUGAGGAUUAUCUGAACGCGGAAUCUCGGGUGAACAGACGGCAGAUGCCAGACAGCAGGGUGCAAUGUUGCUUAUACUUCAUUGCCCCUUCGGGUCAUGGCCUCAAGCCUCUGGACAUUGAGUUCAUGAAACGCUUGCAUGACAAGGUGAACGUCAUUCCCCUCAUCGCCAAAGCGGACACACUGACUCCAGAAGAGUGCCAGCAGUUUAAGAAGCAGAUAAUGAAAGAAAUUCAAGAGCAUAAAAUAAAAAUAUAUGAGUUUCCAGAGACAGAUGAUGAAGAAGAAAAUAAGCUUGUUAAAAAGAUAAAGGACCGUUUGCCUCUUGCUGUGGUUGGUAGCAAUACUAUCAUUGAAGUUAAUGGCAAAAGAGUCCGAGGAAGGCAGUAUCCUUGGGGUGUUGCCGAAGUUGAAAAUGGUGAACAUUGUGAUUUCACAAUUCUAAGAAACAUGUUGAUAAGAACCCACAUGCAGGACCUGAAGGACGUGACGAACAACGUGCAUUACGAGAACUAUAGGAGCCGGAAGCUGGCAGCUGUGACGUACAACGGUGUAGAUAACAACAAGAACAAAGGGCAGCUGACCAAGAGUCCUCUGGCCCAAAUGGAGGAAGAAAGAAGGGAACAUGUAGCGAAGAUGAAGAAGAUGGAGAUGGAGAUGGAGCAAGUGUUCGAGAUGAAGGUCAAAGAAAAGGUGCAGAAGCUCAAGGAUUCGGAAGCCGAGCUGCAGCGGCGUCAUGAGCAAAUGAAGAAGAACCUGGAAGCCCAGCACAAGGAACUGGAGGAGAAGCGGCGCCAGUUUGAGGAUGACAAAGCCAACUGGGAAGCCCAGCAGCGGAUCUUGGAGCAACAGAACACUUCCAGAACUUUGGAAAAGAACAAGAAGAAGGGGAAGAUCUUUUAAACCCAUUCUUGACCACCAGUUAUGUAUUAGUUGCCAAUAUGCCAGCCUGGACGUCAGUGUUUGUUGGAUCCGUUUGACCAAUUUUGCA